UCACAAAUGAGGUCAUCUGACUGGAGUUUGCCAUGACUCAUGUCUAUCAGGAUAUCCUCAUCAUUUCAAUAACCAUGUACAUAAAUAAAAAACAUUCUAAUAUAUGCAUGUACAUAGAUAUAGAUAGACAGAUAGCUAACAUAUAUAUCAGAAAAUGUACUGCAUUUUCCUAAUUUCCUUUUGUGACAUUUCAAUUAUAAUCAGAAUAUCAUGGAUCUCAGGGUUCUGGUCUUGUGAGACAAAGUGUAUAGUAGCAAUGUAUCAAUUCCAUAACCAUCUUUCCAAUUAAAAUCACUUGAAAUCUUUUUAUAGAGAAAUGUUCUAUAGGAAGCAACUACAAAUAUGCUAUGGGAAUCCCAAAGGCCUACAAACCCUACUCAUCAACUGAUGACACAGGAAACAGAAUGAUAAGUCACACAAAGACCUGUCACUUGAGGUACAGAAAAGACACAUUGAGUAUGAGUGCGGACUGAGAGUGAGGACUUUACCUGUGUACUCCAAGCUAAAAAAAAACAAAAAAACAUACAAACAAACAAAGAAAAUUCAGGAAAGAGCAAUGUGGAGAUUAAGACUUGUGGAGAUUAAUACAUAAACCAAAACCUUGUGUAAGAGGAACAAGAAAAACAAUGACGUUGACAGCAUUUAACAAGUGUUACACAGCAUUUCUUAUAAUAUCACUUACUACUAUCAAUGGUCAAGUCUUUUACAGCUUUGAAAAUGGAACUUGUGCUAACGAUCUCCCAAGUUUCUGCACUUGCAAUCCACUGCAGAUAGUGUGUGACUGCAAAGGAGCUAAUGUGGUGUUUGGGAAUGAAUUUACAAGGCAGCAGAGAUCUAUUACCAUGCAAAACUGUCAUCGUCUAUCAAUCAAGCAAAAAAGUUUCUUCAGCAAUGGUCCCUUUAUGGUUGUCCUCAAAAACAUAAGUGAUAUCCGCUUAAUGCCCGAAUCAUUUGCCCUGGAUGUAUUUGGGGAGCCAAGAAUGAACCUCACAUUCCAGAACUCGACUCUCCACAACCUACCCACAAAUGGAUUUUUGGGCUCAGAAGCUGAGUCCCGUGUCCUAACAGGAUUAAAGAAAAGGAAACAACCACAACUGAUCAUCAAAGUCGAUAAAUGUGUGAUAAACAAAAUUGACCCAGGGGCUUUUGGAGAUUUUAUACUGCAAGACUUCUCUAUUUCUAAUUCAGAAGUUAAAAUGGUCAGCAAAAAUAGCAUCAGUAACCAAAUUGCAGGAAAAUUUAAAAUAACCAAUUCAAUACUUGGGUUGGAGGAAAAUGCUGUCAUACUGAGAGAAACUCCAGGAGAUGAUGGAUUACUUCUGAGAAACAACACUUUUACAAUUGCUGCACCUUCUUUCCUGCUGGGGAGUAUUGAGAAAGAUGUUUACAUUGUAAACAACACCUUCCCUCCUUUGGCUGGGUCGCCCUUCAACCUGCGAGUAGGAGGCCAAGUGCUCCUCAAAAGCAAUACCUUUGCCAACAUUCCAGAGAAUGGCCUGAAGUUCCAGGUCAAAGACAGGAUCAGUAUUGUGGACAACAACAUUUAUCGCCUCCAAGGCAAUGCAUUUCAGUUGAUUGCACCCACAGAUGGAAAGACAUUCAUUUUCCUUGAUGGGAACAUCAUCAAACAGCAUGAUCCAAGGUCACUGUGCAUCAGUAAGCUGUUUAACAAAGACUUUGUGGUCAUCAAGCACAACAUAUUUCAACAAGAAUGUUCUUGCAAUAUUACUGAAGAUAUCUCCAAUAGUUUGGGCUUUGAAGAGCUUACCCCUGAGGAACUCUACCAAGACAAAAUUCAUCAGCAGUGGCUUCAGCAGGGCGAGUGCCUUAAAGAGGCUGGUGGCACAGACCGCCUCCGCAUUGACUAUUUCCUGGUGCAAUUCUGCUUUAGGAACAACAGGAUGACAAAUGUGAUGCUUAUUCUCUUUGCUGUCCUCCUCAUUGUCAUUUCCACCUGUGUUAUUGUGGCCUGGCGGAGAAUCAGGCAGAGGAACUUGGCCUCACACUCAGGGUCUGACUACCAAUCGUUCAGUGCUCCUGCACCUUCCAGCGGAGGUCAAGGUGCUUGGGCAAUGGUUCAACCAGAUCCCAAGAGAUACCAAGAAACAGAAAUACAUAUUGUCUUUGACAAUGCUCAAGAGAUGAAAGACUUUGCCAGAUGUUCUCAAUAUAGUGAUGGAAAUGGUUCCACCAGGAGAUUAAAGAGCAUUAAAAGUCAUGACAAUAAGCGUGAUAGCAGCACCUACAACACGGGGGCUGCAGGGAGCCAAGAUAAUUAUCAUUUUGAACAGGAGAGUGUUGAUGGAACUCAAGAGUGCCAAGAAAGCAGCAAAAGAAAAAAGGAUAGCAAAAUCACUGAUGGCACAGAGGUGAAACAAGACCCAUAUCUACGCCAAUCUUGUCCCGCCCUAACUCUCCCUGACUAAUUGAUAAAAUGUUCAUGUCUGGGAUAGGCUGUAUUGAUCAAGCACACUGCAUUGUUAACAUCCCUAUAUAUUUUUUUCAGUUUGUAAGGUAUGAAAUCCAUAUAUGAGUCUAUAAUCCUGGUUUGUAUGUAUAUAUAACAAAAACUAUUAACUUGUUUUCUAACUUUGUAAGCAUGUAAAACAUGGCCAUGAACAUGUUUUCAAUGGCUUUCAGGGAUUAUGACUUCUGUAUUUUAACUACAGUUGACAUGGAUAUUUGAUAAAGAUGGCAAAAAGGAUAUUUACAGCUAAUAAAAGAUAUGAAAGUAUUAAUAAAACAAAAGAAUUUCUUUUCUUAAAUAAUGAAAAUUAUAGGAAGUCUGUUAAUAUCAAAUUUAAAGGUUACAAGUUAUGAAGCUAAAUGAUGGUUAUUAUUACAACCGAAUAGACUGUAGAGUGACUUGUAUGAGUAUACUGGAACAUUCAAGAAAAGAAAUGUAUAAUCUAAUAAUGGUAGAUAAGUAAAUGAAGUGAUGAGUUGCAUUUUUAUGUCGGAUAUGUACUUAAUACAGAGAAAGAUAUGGCACAAUUCUGAAAACAAUGUACAUUUUUUUUUUUGCAUGAGUGCUGAGCUAUGAUAACAUUAUAUAUAUCUAUAUUUUUGGUGUGUGUCGAGCUAUGAAAAUGACAAAUAUUUUUGUGUGUGGAUUACAUGAAUGGGUAUAUAUGGAUAACCUUCCAUGUGCAGCAUAAGCUUGCUUAUCUUCACUUCAAUGCAACAUUUUCAGAGGAAAUGCACACAAAAAAAGGUUCAGUAAUCAUUGUUCAUUGUAUUUCACUUUAUCGUUAUUUUGAAGCACUGAAGAGUUUUCAAUAACUUGAAAAAAGU
This is a messenger RNA of Penaeus vannamei (Pacific white shrimp), 3294 nucleotides long. The record is from RefSeq and is a predicted model, not a curated record. Lineage: Eukaryota; Metazoa; Arthropoda; Malacostraca; Decapoda; Penaeidae.